CCAAAGAUAUUUUUUAUUGCCAAAUGAAGGGAUCUUUCAUGACACAAUAAAAUUCUAAUAAUAGGGUUCACGUUGAUGGAAGAACCUCAACUCCAGCGCGAUUACAUUGCAAAACGAUGAUAUAUUGUCGCCUAGCACUGGGGACCUGGGGAGGGUUACUUUCUCUUCAACAGCCUAUUUAUCAGGUAGGUUGAAUAUCGCGUGAUUGAUGCGUGUUCACAAGUAAUAUACUUUCCGUUCGAAAUCUACAUUGCUUGAAAUUCUUCUCAUGGCACACAACAUCUACGACCAAGGCGACUUCUUCGAAGCAUAUGCUCAGCUUCCACGUUCCCUUCAUGGCUUGGAAAAGGCUCCUGAAUUUCAAGUACUUCGCUCUUGGAUACCAAACCUUGAAGGAUCGAAUUUCCUAGAUCUUGGAUGCGGGUUUGGUUGGAUGUCUAGAUGGGCGCGAAAGAAUGGUUCCCAAUUCGUUCAGGGUGUAGAUGUGUCCGAGAAUAUGCUAUCUCGAGCAAAAGAAUACACAGCAGACACUGCUAUUAAUUAUUUCAAGGCCGACCUGGAAACCUUAGAGCUACCUCUAAGUACGUUUGACGUUGCUUACAGCUCUCUGGCUCUACAUUACAUCGAGAAUCUAUCAGCUCUCGUCGCUCAAGUCCACAAAUCAUUGAAGCCUGGAGGAACAUUCAUCUUUUCUGUCGAACAUCCUAUCUGGACAGCUCCACGAAACCCCAACUGGAUCAAAGACGCGGAAGGUCAUGAGGUCUGGCCAUUAGAUGGUUAUUUAUUUGAGGGCCCGCGGACGACAAACUGGUUGGCAGAAGGCGUAGUUAAACAACACCGUUCGAUUGCUACGUAUAUUAUGAUGCUUCUUGAUGCUGGGUUCAUUCUAACUGCAAUUGAUGAGUGGGGACCGACGCCAAAACAGCUACAGGAGUAUCCAGACUGGGCUGGAGCAAGACAUCGCCCUCCAUUUCUACUUGUAAAAGCUACAAAGUCGACCAAUUAGGGUAUUUGACCGGCACAAUCUGAAGAAAUGGUCGAUAGCGUCUAUGUGGAUCUGCUGGAGUUGCAAUGGGGGGGAGUUGCAGUGAGGGGCACC
Messenger RNA from Sclerotinia trifoliorum, 1099 nucleotides. The record is from the annotation of a GenBank genome assembly. Lineage: Eukaryota; Fungi; Ascomycota; Leotiomycetes; Helotiales; Sclerotiniaceae.